AUGACACGUGCCUGCUAUCUAUCUAUCUAUCUAUCUAUCUAUAUAUCUAUCUAUCUAUCUAUCUUAUCUAUCUAUCUAUCUAUCAUCUAUCUAUCUAUCUAUCUAUCCAUUAUUUUUCUCUAUCUAUCUAUCUAUCUAUCUAUCUAUCUAUCUAUCUAUCUAUCUAUCUAUGUCAGAUUGUUCAUAUCUGUAUCUACCCCUGAUAAUUACACGUGCCUGCUAUCCAUCUAUCUAUCUAUCUAUCUAUUAUCUAUCAUUAUUUAUCUCACUAUCUAUCUAUCUAUCUAUCUAUCUAUCUAUCUAUCUAUCUAUCUAUCUCCAUUAUUUUUCUCACUAUCUAUCUAUCUAUCUAUCUAUCUAUCUAUCUAUCUAUCUAUCUAUCUAUCUAUGUCAGAUUGUUCAUAUCUGUAUCUACCCCGAGUAAUUACUGAUGACACGUGCCUGCUAUCUAUCUAUCUAUCUAUCUAUCUAUCUAUCUAUCUAUCUCCAUUAUUUUUCUCACUAUCUAUCUAUCUAUCUAUCUAUCUAUCUAUCUAUCUACCUAUCUAUCUAUCUAUCUAUGUCAGAUUGUUCAUAUCUUUAUCUCAUCUAUCUAUCUAUCUAUCAUCUAUCUAUCUAUCUAUCUAUCUAUCUCCAUUAUUUUAUCACUUUCUAUCUAUCUAUCAUCUAUUUUAUCUACCUAUUCAUCUAUCUAUCUCCAUUAUUUUUUCUCACUAUCUAUCUAUCUAUCUAUCUAUCUAUCUAUCUAUCUAUCUAUCUAUCUCAGAUUGUUCAUAUCUGUAUCUACCCUGA
Acanthosepion pharaonis is the source of this 792-nucleotide messenger RNA. Lineage: Eukaryota; Metazoa; Mollusca; Cephalopoda; Sepiida; Sepiidae. The record is from the annotation of a GenBank genome assembly.